Molecule: messenger RNA, 597 nt
Organism: Penicillium chermesinum
Lineage: Eukaryota; Fungi; Ascomycota; Eurotiomycetes; Eurotiales; Aspergillaceae
Exons: 2
Coding region: 1-597 (198 amino acids)
Source: RefSeq, a predicted model, not a curated record
AUGAAGUCCGUCACUGCCCUGCCUCUUCUGCUCGCUGGUGCUGCCUCUGCCCAGACCAUCCAGUCCAAGCCCUUUGAGCUAGUCAUCCAGUCUGCCAACGAGACUCUGAAUGGCCAGCAGUUCACUGCCUGCCACUCCGGGGCAGCCAUUGAGUCACUCUGCCUCAAUGGUAACCCCGGGUCCCACUACUAUUUGAACACUACCGAGGGAGUAAAGUCCCCUCAGAGUGGUGUCUCUGCUCCUGGAGUCAUCGUUUGGAACCUCCCCAUCGGAAACGAAGCUCCUGAGCCCGAGGCCAUGAGCUUCUACACCGAGCCUGGCACCAACGUCGCCAUGCCGAUGUUCUACCCUAGCUACGGCGAGGUGCAGGUUGUGUUCGAUAGCAAGGACCAGAUGGGGAUUUAUUCCACCCUCGACGACACCGUCACUCCCCCGAGCGAUAACAGCAAGGGCAAGGUCCUCAAAAACUGGUACCUUUGCGAUACUGUCUUCAGCGGCUACCAGUACCGCACUCUGAGCUGGGUGAACGGCAACGGGAGCGAGAAGCCCCAGAACCCCAGCUGCGUCCACGUUGAGGUCGAGCGCAAGUUUGUUUAA